Molecule: messenger RNA, 1342 nt
Organism: Cynara cardunculus var. scolymus (artichoke)
Lineage: Eukaryota; Viridiplantae; Streptophyta; Magnoliopsida; Asterales; Asteraceae
Product: F-box/kelch-repeat protein At3g23880-like
Exons: 1
Coding region: 1-1179 (392 amino acids)
Molecular function (GO): protein binding
Source: RefSeq, a predicted model, not a curated record
AUGUCAGAUUACUUGCCUUCCGAUCUACACCUCGAGAUCCUCAAACGCCUCCCUCUCAAUUCCAUUCUCCGAUGUUCUACUGUCUGCAAAUCAUGGAAUUCCCUCAUCUCAAGCAAUGAUUUCAUCUCCGCGCACCAGAAUUUGAUCAAAUCGAUCAACGGCGACGGAACUCAGACGCUAUUGGUCAGGUAUUUCGAUCGAACACAUAAAAUCGAGAAAUACAUUAUAGGAAGAGAUGAUGAAACUUUCGGAUUGCAGUUUUCUGAUAUCGAGUUUCAAUAUGCGAGCACAACUGCAUAUUUUAGGGUUGUCGGUUACUGUGAUGGAGUUGUUUGUUUGAGUGAUGACUUGUUUGAUUCCACGUAUAUGGUUAUUCUAUGGAACCCGUCGAUUAGAAAAUCCGUACGGGUUUUAGUUCCGAAUUAUGAACAAACCUGGUCUCAAGGGACUGUUUUGGGGUUUGGCGUUUGUCCAAGGACGCAUGAUCCUAAAAUUGUGAGAAUCGUGUGUGUGAAUGACUUCUCAGUGCCGCAUAUGGUUAGAAUUCAAGAUCAUUCAUCGGUAGAGGUUUUUUCACCCGCAUCAGGUGCUUGGAGAAAACAUUUCGGUGUUAAUCAUUAUCGUCCACAUAAAAUGAUUCAAAUCACUUGGUCUCAGAUUUGCUUUAAUGGAGUUAUACAUUGGAUUGCUUGUGAUAAACAACUUGAAUCUAAUCUUCGUUGUUUGAUCAUGUCGUUUGAUUUGGUCCAUGAGGUGUUUGCGGAAAUGCCACUACCAGAUGCCUUAGCUCGUCAACAUGUCUCAAAGUUAUCGAUCAGUAAUCGCAAAGGAUAUCUUACAGUGAUGGAGUAUGAUAUGGAAAAAGGGAAGGAAUCUUGUGGUGUAUGGGUUAUGAAGGAGUAUGGUAUGAUGAGAUCGUGGGAAAAACUAUUCAUGAUUCAUCUACCUGGUUUGUUGAGAAAGCCGGUAGGGUUUCGGAUGAAUGGGGAUAUGGUGGUGGCAAUGAAGAACAACGAGUUGGUUUCGAUUGAAUGCAAUGGGAACAUCAAGAGUCUUAACCUAUAUGGGAAUAUACGCUCUUACUUCCUAGGGUUAUUCAUGGAAUCCCUAAUUUUAGUCGAUAAGCAAGAUGGACAGUUGUACAUUGUUAAUGGCGAUGGUGACGAUGGCAACACUUAGCUUGUGCAUGCAUGGAGGGACCAAGGAUAUUGUGGUAUCUAUCUCAAGAUUUUUAUAUUUGAACCGUGAAAUAGUGUGACCAUUUUCAAAUUCCUUAAAGAUUGUAACAAGCUUUGAUUAUACGAAAGUAUGAUCAUCUUUAUGAGAUAUAAUGCAUGUUGCC